Molecule: messenger RNA, 1144 nt
Organism: Ziziphus jujuba (common jujube)
Lineage: Eukaryota; Viridiplantae; Streptophyta; Magnoliopsida; Rosales; Rhamnaceae
Product: bifunctional monothiol glutaredoxin-S16, chloroplastic
Exons: 2
Coding region: 81-968 (295 amino acids)
Source: RefSeq, a predicted model, not a curated record
UAAAAAUAGAAAUAAAAUUAAAAAGUUUCCGAUAGGCUUGGUGCAAGCCGAAGCUGCGUCUCUAAACUGCGCUCUCAGAAAUGGCAACGAUCAACCACCUCUCUCCUCCGCCUUCACUUCGCUUAUUUUCCCCCCAAUCUUCCCAAAAUACCCCUACCCUUUCAUUCUAUUCCCACUCCAAACCAUCCCUCACUUGUCCCUCACUUUCUCUAACAAAGCCCUUCAUCGCGCCCAAACCUCGAGCUUCGGUCAUCGCUUCGGCUUUCAAAAGCCUCUCGGAGACGGAGCUAGUCACCGUGCCGGAGGCUCCCGAUCAGUUUGCCGGAAAAUUGCCUUUGGAUUCCGGCGUCUACGCCGUUUUCGAUAGUAGUGGCGACCUUCAAUUCAUCGGCCUAUCACGGAAUAUUGCGGCGAGUAUUCUCGCUCACCGGAAAUCGUUGCCGGAGCUCUGCUAUUCCGUUAAGGUUGGUGUAGUUAAUGAACCAGAUAGAACAGCUCUAACCCAAGCUUGGAAAUCAUGGAUGGAAGAACACAUAAAAGCCACUGGAAAGGUCCCUACAGGCAAUGAAAAAGGAAAUACAACUUGGGUACGACAGGCACCGAAGAAGAAGCCUGAUUUACGACUGACACCAGGCCGCCAUGUCCAACUGACUGUUCCAUUGGAGGAACUCAUCGACCGGUUGGUGAAGGAGAACAAAGUGGUGGCCUUCAUCAAGGGUUCAAGAAGUGCACCGCUCUGUGGAUUCUCACAGCGGGUGGUUGGCAUUCUUGAAAACGAAGGUGUAGAUUAUGAGAGUGUGGAUGUGCUGGAUGAGGAACAUAACAAUGGAUUGAGAGAAACACUGAAGAAGUAUAGCAACUGGCCUACAUUCCCUCAGAUCUUUGUAAAUGGAGAAUUAGUUGGAGGUUGUGAUAUUCUGACCUCCAUGUAUGAAAAGGGUGAAAUUGCCGGUUUAUUCAAAAAGUAGAUGCUUGAUAUAGUUUUGAAGCAAAUUAGUCUUUUUUGUCGGUGAGAUUGGUAAUGAAAGUGUGUGCUGGAUCGUAGGCUUGUAAUUUAAUUAGUGAAAAUUAUGUAUUUUCUCCCAUCCUUCUAAUCUGUUUUUUUCUAUUAAUAGACAUAAGUGGAAACCAAAAAUUAGUUCUC